This is a messenger RNA of Mycena citricolor, 423 nucleotides long. Lineage: Eukaryota; Fungi; Basidiomycota; Agaricomycetes; Agaricales; Mycenaceae. The record is from the annotation of a GenBank genome assembly.
CGAAAUCCUCCUCUUUGCUCUCUUCGCGCUCCUGUUCAGUCUCAGUAGCAGCCAAAACCAGAGUACAGCAGUAUACGCACUGGGACAUUCUCCUUAAAUCUCUUCCUUGGUUCUUGAACAAGUGAGCGGUCCUGCGGCGCCUCAAUUUUGAGCCUAGCGGCAUGCGGACGAUGGAUAUGGGAAGCCAAGUAUUGUUUUCGACACUGGCUUGGCAAAUCUGAUCGGAUUUUCUUGGGACUGAAAUUGGGACAAGUAAUGUAUUCUACCGCCUGCUCUUUUGGAUGUUCCCACGGCUUUCUUAAUUGGGGCAAAGUCACACUGCACCACGUGAUGCUUGUCGAGGAUGGAUCGCGGCUACCUUAUAUGCAGUAAUCUCUCUGAGUCAGGUGCAGAGCACACACCAAUUUCCCAGGUUGUUAGUCG